Messenger RNA from Guyanagaster necrorhizus, 1034 nucleotides. RefSeq lists its product as uncharacterized. The record is from RefSeq and is a predicted model, not a curated record. Gene Ontology annotation, cellular component: nucleus; NuA4 histone acetyltransferase complex. The transcript is spliced from 3 exons. NCBI's taxonomy places the organism in Eukaryota, Fungi, Basidiomycota, Agaricomycetes, Agaricales, Physalacriaceae. Gene Ontology annotation, biological process: regulation of transcription by RNA polymerase II. The coding region runs from base 1 to 807 and encodes 268 amino acids.
AUGACUGCCGUUUCUCCAGAGCCAGCUGCCGGUCCAAGCUACGACUCCUACCUGGACACCGUCGAGGGAGAAAUAAAUUUCUUCCGUUCCUUGAUGAGGACAAGGCCGGUGGGCAUUAACUGCCACUUCCAUGUCAUGGCUAUGCGAUUUUCAAUUCACCAAGACUCGGGCCAAUGGGUAUCGAUAGAGGGCAUCUGGACCAAACUGAGGUCACUGUACGACAUAGAUGCUCUUAAUGCUAUAGAUGCCGAGAUAGACGGAUACCAAUCGCCUAAAUCUAACAGCUCAACACCAAUACCCAUUCCGUCUCCAAAACCCGGUGACGAUUUCACGAAUCAUACUUUCUUUAAAGAAGAAUAUUCUCUUCCCUAUGAUGAAUAUAUCGAGAACAUGAUCGCUACGCGUCGCAUGCGUGCCACACCGUCGGUUGCAUCCCCGACGCCUUCUCCUACCGCCCAGAAAAAACCGAAAGGUAAACGAAAAGGAAAGAUGGCCAAGUCACAGGCGAACUAUGCGGGUCUCGUGGGAGGUGAUAGUGAUAGUAGCGCGCUGACACAGGAGAGUGGUGAUGAGGGUGCUCCGACUCCAAGGGAAAGUGUCGUCACCGCAACUGAUGGAGGAACGGAGGAUGUUGAAGACGAGGACGUGGAGAUGCACGAACCGUCUCCAGCUCCGUCUGCGACGACCAAAGGGACGAAGCCAAAAGCCAAAUCUGCAACAGCAGCGGCAAAACGGGCCGCUUCUGCAGCGAGGGCCCGUGCGGCCCAAGCGGCCCAACGCGCAAACAAGGCUAAGAAGAAAAAGUAGCGUAUUUUGCGAAUGAUGCUCUGAGCACGUCUUUCAAUUUUCUCUAUCUAAAUUCUUUCAGGUCGAGAUGGGCUGCAUGACACUCCUUCCACCACUUUUCUGGGAGAAGGAAAGGUAGAUCGUUUUUCCUCUAAUGACAUUACCGUACCACCUUUGAAUAUGUCUGUAUGCCUUUGCCUCCUGCAGUUUGUGUUUAAGGUAUCGCACCUGUUGUGUCCGCAUGAUUC